CCUGAAAAAGCGGGAACGGAAAAUACAGACUUCAGUCUCUCUAACCACCUUUAUCUCCUUUCUCAUUUCUUUCCUCGUUUAUUCUCCGCCGUGAACCACCGCUACUCCGCCACCGGUAAUCUACAAAAUCUUCACUGUUUCGAGAUCCGUCCGUAUUGUUCACCAUAUUAUACAGUUAACACGUUAUAUGCAGUGUAUAGGAGAAAUAUAGGAGAUUUUUUUUAAUCAGGCAAACACGUUAUAUUCAGUGUGAGGAAUUUGCGCGGACGUAGCAAAAAACAGAGUGCGAGAAAAGUUGAUCGUAACGCGUUCUGUUAUGAGUGAUCUUUGAGAAGAAAACUGAUCUAUAUUCAUACUGAGAAAAGUGUUGAAUAUUUGAAUUUCUGUUUGUUUUAUCAAACCUUACGGUAAAGUUUGUGUCGAUUUCAACGAUUUUAAGCACUUUCGGUUCCAAAUCUGAGUUUGAUAUAAGUCCUCUGCUUUUAAUCCAUUGAAAAGUCGUGAUGAUUUGCUUCAUAUUUUGAGAAACGAGUUGUUUCGUUGGCGGUGCUCAACGUACUCUGUUUUGCAAAUUUACCAAAGCUACGGUAAAAUUUGUGUCGAUUUCAGCGAUUAUAAGUGCUUUCGGCUCCAAAUCUGAGUUUAAUAAAUAUCCUCUGCUUUUUAUCCAUUGAAAAAUCGUGAUUUACUCUUCAUUUGUUUGGUAAUUUGAGUCUGGAGAAAAGUUUAUUUUGACUAUAAAGCGCGAUGGAACAGAAGAAUAUGUUGUUGUCGGCGUUGGGUGUGGGGAUAGGAGUUGGAGUUGGGAUUGGAUUGGCUUCAGGGCAGACGGUUAGCAGAUGGACUGGUGGAUCCGCCGCCAAUGUUAUUACACCUCUGAUAAUGGAGCAAGAGAUGCUCAACCUCAUUGCUAAUGGCAAAGAUAGUAAAGUCACCUUCGAUGAGUUUCCAUACUACUUAAGUGAGCAAACAAGGGUGUUGCUGACAAGUGCUUCUUUUGUUCAUUUGACAAAUGCCGACUUUGCUAAGCAUACUCGCAACCUCUCCCCUGCUAGUCGGACAAUUUUGCUGUCAGGGCCUGCUGAACUUUAUCAACAAAUGCUUGCCAAGGCAUUGGCUCAUUACUUUAAUGCCAAGUUGUUGCUACUGGAUGUAACUGAUUUUUCGCUGAAGAUGCAAAGCAAAUACGGAGGAGCAUGCAAAGAAUAUUCUUUUAAAAGGUCUAUAUCGGAGACAACGUUGGGACGAAUGUCUGGAAUGUUUGGAUCCUUUUCCAUGCUUCAGCCUAAGGAGGAAAACAAAGGCACAUUGCGUAGACAAAGCAGUGGAGUAGAUAUUGGAUCAAAAGAUGGGUUGUUAAAAGCUACAAAUUUGCGUAGGAAUGCAUCUGCCUCGGCCAAUUUGGAUAAUUUAACUUCAUAUGGCACAUCGGGAAAUCCAGCUCCACUUACGCGCAACAGUAGCUGGUCUUUUGAUGAGAAGCUUCUUAUACAAACCUUAUACAAGGUUCUUGUCAAAGUAUCAAAAACCAGUCCCAUAGUUCUUUAUCUAAGGGAUGUCGAGAAGGUCCUUUGUAGAUCAGAAAAGAUAUAUGUGUUGUUCCAGAAAAUGCUGAAGAAAUUGUCUGGAGCUGUUCUGAUCCUUGGUUCAAGAAUUGUGGACCCUGGAAAUGAUUAUAGGGAAAUAGAUGAAAGGCUUUCCUCAAUAUUUCCCUAUAACCUUGAAAUUAAACCCCCAGAAGAUGAAACUCAUCUUGUUAGUUGGAAGUCUCAACUAGAAGAGGAUAUGAAGAUGAUCCAGUUUCAGGACAACAGAAAUCACAUAAUGGAAGUGCUUUCUGCUAAUGAUAUUGAAUGUGAAGAUCUAGGUUCAAUUUGCAUGUCAGACACGAUGGUUCUAAGUAACUAUAUAGAAGAAAUUGUGGUAUCAGCAAUCUCGUACCAUCUAAUGAACACAAAGGACCCUGAAUACAGAAAUGGGAAGCUUGUUAUUUCAUCUUCAAGCUUGUCCCGUGGAUUGGGCGUAUUUCAGGAAGGAAAAUCUUCUGGGAAGGAUACCUUAAAGCUCGAAGCACAAGCUGAAACAUCGAAGGAUGCUCAGGGCCGAGAAACUAGUAUUACAAAACCAGAAGCCAAAGCUGAAGGUAUCCUACCAGAAAGCAAAGGUGAAGCUGAAGCUCCUGCUCUACCGGUGAAGGAUGGCAACAUUUCAACCUCAACGCCUAAAGCUCCUGAAGUUCCUCCGGACAAUGAAUUUGAGAAGCGCAUAAGGCCUGAAGUUAUACCAGCAAGUGAAAUUGGUGUGACAUUUGCUGAUAUUGGUGCCUUGGAUGAACUCAAAGAAUCUCUUCAGGAAUUGGUGAUGUUGCCUCUGAGGAGGCCGGACCUAUUCAAAGGUGGACUUUUGAAGCCAUGCAGAGGAAUACUUCUAUUUGGGCCCCCCGGCACAGGGAAGACUAUGUUGGCUAAGGCCAUUGCCAGUGAAGCUGGAGCAAGUUUCAUCAAUGUCUCUAUGUCUACAAUUACUUCAAAAUGGUUUGGAGAAGAUGAGAAAAAUGUCCGUGCCUUAUUCACUCUUGCAGCUAAGGUCUCUCCCACUAUUAUAUUUGUGGACGAAGUUGAUAGCAUGCUUGGACAGAGAUCUCGAGCCGGGGAGCAUGAAGCUAUGCGGAAAAUAAAGAAUGAGUUCAUGACCCACUGGGAUGGGUUACUGACAAAAGCAGGUGAAAGAAUUCUUGUUCUUGCUGCUACCAAUAGGCCAUUUGACCUCGAUGAAGCAAUUAUUAGGCGUUUUGAAAGAAGGUAACAUCUGAUCUGCCUCUGAUGUACUUUAAUUUUCUUCGAAACUUGAAGUAGGAUGAAUAUCACUCUGUGGCAAAUCCAGCUUCCAUGAGCUUAUAAACAGUUGAGCUUAGUUAAAAACCGGAAUCAUAGAUAUUCCAGGAGCAUAUAAAU
Nicotiana tabacum (common tobacco) is the source of this 2954-nucleotide messenger RNA. NCBI's taxonomy places the organism in Eukaryota, Viridiplantae, Streptophyta, Magnoliopsida, Solanales, Solanaceae. The record is from RefSeq and is a predicted model, not a curated record.